This is a messenger RNA of Cryptomeria japonica (Japanese cedar), 1077 nucleotides long. RefSeq names its product putative UPF0481 protein At3g02645. Lineage: Eukaryota; Viridiplantae; Streptophyta; Pinopsida; Cupressales; Cupressaceae. The transcript has a single exon. The record is from RefSeq and is a predicted model, not a curated record. The coding region runs from base 1 to 1077 and encodes 358 amino acids.
AUGGAAUUAAUGAAAGCAGAUGAAGUAAAGUUGGAUCAAGAUCUCUGGCUUACUCAAAUCAAGGAAGGCCUGCAAUUUCAGGAUGAGAAAGAAGAAGAAAAAGACAUACGUGUAUCCGUUUUUGGUGUGCCCAAGGAGCCGUUGACAGUGAAGCCAGAAGCAUAUAUUCCGCAGUGCGUCUCCAUUGGACCGUAUCACUAUUUGAGACCCCAACUAUUCGAAAUCGAGAGAUACAAAAUAGCUGUUGCACGAAGAUUUGAGAAGACGCUAACCGGUUACUGCAACUUCGAAUCUGUGGUGGAAGAGGUGAAGAAGUACAACUGGCAAAUCAGGAACUGCUACCACAAAUUUCUUGAGUAUAAAGAGGAAGCCCUUGCAUGGCUCAUGGCUCUGGAUGGGUCGUUCGUUCUGGAGUGCUUGCAGUUCUACCUCAAACAGGCGGAUCGCACUUCUUCGGAAGUGUCAUCCCAGGUGAAGCCACUGGGCAGAGUUGUAGAUAUAUCUCGCAGAAGUGAAACCCACAAUGCAAUUAUGAGAGAUCUGAUGAUGCUUGAGAAUCAGUUACCUUUGUUUCUCUUGCAGAAGCUUCUGGAAAUGCAGUUGGGUUCGCAAGAGAAGGCCGAAGAAAGGCUCUGCAAUCUAGUGACUCUAGCCUGUAAAGAUUGGUCGCCAUUUAUGUUGAAGAUGCGAGAUAGUUCAAGGCUCCUUAUAAAGGAGAGAGGUCACAUAUUGGAGGAGCUAUACUACUCUAUUGUCGCUGCAGUAGCCAUGGACGAUACCAUUUUUAAGAAGAAUGAUGACCCGAAUGUCCCAUUGCCGGAUUCAACCUACUUAAGGAGUGCUCUGAAAUCUUUAUGGAAGGCUCUGUCCUCCUUAAGAAUCAACCUUGUUCAACUUGUCUUGGCACUCUCUGAGCGUGCCUUAAAAGGGAGGCCUGUCCAGUUGGUGACACAGUUGUCCACGAUUCUUGGUUCCAUUUUUCAAACUCUUCCAAUUAAGCGUAAAGAUGAAAAGGAUGAGGAAACAGAUGAGGAGAGAGGAUAUUCCUCUGUGGAAACUCCUCCAAUUCGCGACUAA